GCGGGUUGUUGACUCGACCCGGAUGUGACGGGGCUGCCGGGGGUCGUGUGGGUCACCGGGCCGUAAGAUGGCGUGGAGGAGCUGUUUGUUCCCUCUAAGCAGGGAGGUUUUACACGGCACCGCGAGAGGAAGCAGGCUGAGCCUCAGCUUCCAGCAGCGAUGUGGCUUCAGGAGAGCCGCUAAGAAGGCGGAGCUUAAGCGGGCAGAGGAGGAGGUGGCCCCGCCCCAGCCCGAGCCCAGCAGGGCCCCCCCGCCCCCCUGGGUCCCCCGGGACCCCCCCGGCCCCCCCAGAUCCUUCGGCAGGCUGCUCAAACCGCUGCUGUUCACUGUCGGGUUUACAGGCUGCUCGUUCGGCUCGGCGGCGAUCUGGCAGUACGAGUCUCUGAAGUCUCGAGUGCAGAGCUACUUCGACGAGGUGCGAGCUGAUUGGCUGGAGAAGCUGCGUCCUCAGAAACAAGGAGACUUCCGCAAAGAGAUCAACCAAUGGUGGAACAGCCUGAGCGAGGGCCAGCGGACGGUCUCAGGGAUCAUUGUGGCGAACGCGCUGGUGUUCUGCUGCUGGAGAGUCCCGUCCCUGCAGCGCUCCAUGGUCAAGUACUUCACCUCCAACCCGGCCUCCAAGACGCUGUGCUUGCCCAUGCUGCUGUCCACCUUCAGCCACUUCUCCUUCUUCCACAUGGCGGCCAACAUGUACGUCCUGUGGAGCUUCUCCAGCAGCAUCGUGUCCAUGCUGGGCCGCGAGCAGUUCAUGGCCGUCUACCUGUCUGCAGGUGUGAUUUCUACGUUUGUCAGUUAUGUGUGUAAGACGGCCACGGGGAGGCUGGGCCCGUCGCUCGGAGCGUCAGGAGCCAUCAUGAGCGUCCUGGCUGCCGUCUGCACCAAAAUGCCAGAAGCUAAACUGGCCAUCAUCUUCCUGCCCAUGUACACCUUCACCGCCGGCAACGCGCUGAAAGCCAUCGUUGCCAUGGAUACCGCCGGCCUGGUGCUGGGAUGGAAGUUCUUCGACCACGCCGCUCACCUGGGCGGAGCCUUGUUCGGCAUCUGGUACGUCCUGUUCGGCCACGAGCUCAUCUGGAAGAACCGGGAGCCCUUCGUCAAAGUUUGGCACGACCUGCGGACCCGGCGGCCGGGCGGGGGGGGCAACGGGGGAGGCUCCAUGUAGGCCCGCCCGCACGGGACCGACGGGGGCGGGGGGGCAACACUCAGAGUAAAAACAAACAAACAAACAAACAUCAGGAGCCACAGGACAGACUGGACUCCGCCCCCCCCCAGCUCACACAGGCAGCCGCCGCGAGCCCAAACGCCCCCCCGCCCCGCCCCACCCCGGCUCGCCCGGCACCAGGUACCCGUCUGCAGCGUGAGCCCUCGGGCCGGGCCGCCGUCCUCUGGCGGCCAUGUUGGAGGUCCUCACCUGAGCGUCUGGGCCUCAGCGCUCAGAGCCGGCCGCCGUCUGAGCCGAUCACCUGAUCUCAGACCCGUCUGAUCGGAGAACACAGAACCCUGAGAACGUAGAGACGACUCUUCAGUCAUUUUAGGCCAAAACUGGGGUCAACCCAGGACAAACUGCAAGAGAAGCUCCUCAGUUUGUCCUGAGUGAGGGGAAAAAAGUCCCAAGGAAUCCCAUUGGUGGAAAGUUUUGAAAAUC
Myripristis murdjan (pinecone soldierfish) is the source of this 1645-nucleotide messenger RNA. RefSeq names its product presenilin associated, rhomboid-like b (gene parlb). Bases 68 to 1162 code for a protein of 364 amino acids. The transcript is spliced from 10 exons. The record is from RefSeq and is a predicted model, not a curated record. Gene Ontology annotation, cellular component: membrane. NCBI's taxonomy places the organism in Eukaryota, Metazoa, Chordata, Actinopteri, Holocentriformes, Holocentridae. Gene Ontology annotation, molecular function: serine-type endopeptidase activity.